This is a messenger RNA of Haemonchus placei, 672 nucleotides long. The record is from the annotation of a GenBank genome assembly. Lineage: Eukaryota; Metazoa; Nematoda; Chromadorea; Rhabditida; Trichostrongylidae.
AUGGCUCUUCGACAUACCCAAACCGACAACACAUACGUAUGGAAGGAGAAGAAGGAAAAUUCUAUUGUCCAACGACCACCGAAGAAAAUCGAUAUGGGAGGUCUGUACGUUUAUGGAAGAAAAGAAGAGGAAGAAAAUGACGGACGUUAGUUGACGGGACCAUCAAACGGAUUAGCCGCCGGGAAUCCUGGUCGCCGUCCCGACUGCUCAGCAAUAUGCAGUCGCCUAUCCUUUCAUGAGCGAUCCGAUCGGGGAUCGGGGAUAGGCCGUGUCGUCCACAAUGGAACCCCUUGUGAUCAAUUGUGGCAACCAUCUGACGCCUCCCGAUAUCCACCUGAAUCACGACGUCCUACGAACGUCAAGGAAGCAGUAAAGGAAACGAUCGCUCAGAACCAGGGUCAGAUACUCGCUGCCACCAAUGUUUGGUCCCAUUGGGUGAUUAGCUGCUCAUUUUUACUUUUUCAGUAUAAUGAAAACAUUUUAAAAUGGCUCUUACGGCACCCUACAGUGCUACCCAGAAAGCAGCACUUCGGCAAGGGGCUGGUUCUGGGCGGUUGUUUGGCGGCGGGGGAAUCCCCCUCGUCAGCGGUUCGGCCCAGGGAAAAUGUAAGCUUUCUCCAUAUGCUCUUUAACGUAAAUUCAACAAGCCAUUCGCUCACAUUUUUCAGGUGA